Messenger RNA from Dichomitus squalens LYAD-421 SS1, 1216 nucleotides. RefSeq lists its product as uncharacterized. NCBI's taxonomy places the organism in Eukaryota, Fungi, Basidiomycota, Agaricomycetes, Polyporales, Polyporaceae. The record is from RefSeq and is a predicted model, not a curated record. The transcript is spliced from 5 exons. The coding region runs from base 139 to 1038 and encodes 299 amino acids.
GUUGUGACCAACUGGGUCACGAGUGACGCAGCUGCAGGAGGGGACGGGCGUGUCGGAGAUGAAAUCGGGCGCCACACUGGUUGACUUCUGACCAACAACUUCAACCACCUAACCACAUCCCCUCCUGCUCUCGUACCAAUGUCUGUUCCCCCCGCCGUCCUCCGCCGCCUGAUGCGCGAGCUAAGCGAGCUCCGAACCAACCCCCCUGACGGCAUACGCAUCGUUGUCAAUGAGGAUAACAUGCUGGACGUGACGGGCAUCGUCGAGGGUCCAGAGGGCACGCCGUACGCGGGUGGUUACUUUAGGGUUAGGUUCAACUUCACGGAGGAGUUCCCCGCAGCGCCGCCAAAGUGCUGGUUCGCCACGAAGAUCUUCCACCCGAACGUCUCGACCGCGGGCGAGAUCUGCGUAAACACGCUCAAGAAGGACUGGAAGUCGAGUUAUGGGAUUGGGCACAUCCUCGUGACGGUGAAGUGUCUGCUCAUCUAUCCGAAUCCCGAGUCGGCGCUGGAUGAGGAAGCUGGGAAGCUGCUACUAGAGGAUUACAACAGCUAUUGUGAGCGGGCGAGGCUCAUCACGAGCGUGCAUGCGACACCAAAGAUACGUCCCACGGAAUUCAACACCCCGUCAAGCGCCGAGGCCUCAUCCCAAAUCUCGACCCCACCUCCUCCCGUCCCCUCCACGUCGUCUGCUUCCCCUGCAACCACAUCUCCAGUACCUGCGACGAAAGCAGCACCGUCCACUCCCCCGCCACCACCUGCGUCGACAAACCUCAAGUCAUUCUCUCCGCCCUUGUCUCAACCUCUCCAUCCAUCGACGCCAAAUACAUAUCCAUCUUCGACGUCUCCAUCUGCUCUACCGACCGAGAAAAGCACCUCGGCAAAGGAGCGGCACGUAUCGCCCUCGCCGCUCGGCACGGCAGAUUCGAACGUCGCCGUCGCACUGCACGCGAACCCCGCCACGAAGGCCAUCAAGCGUGCGGCAGUCCCGAACGGCACCGGAGGCGAGAAGCGGAAGAAGGCGCUCAAGCGGCUGUGACGCUGUCAACCUUUUUGCGUCUUCCUUGCGUGUUGGAUCCCCGAUUCCGAUUCGGGCACAUCGGCGCUGCGCGAUCCUAUGCUGCUAUGUGUAUAUGCGCGGCCUGACGUCUCUGUGGGCUGCAAGGCUGGAUCUGUUGUUUUAUGUACGUGUUGUUAUGAUUACAUGCUGUUGUUUU